Molecule: messenger RNA, 1506 nt
Organism: Monopterus albus (swamp eel)
Lineage: Eukaryota; Metazoa; Chordata; Actinopteri; Synbranchiformes; Synbranchidae
Gene: asf1ba
Product: anti-silencing function 1Ba histone chaperone
Exons: 4
Coding region: 286-879 (197 amino acids)
Biological process (GO): DNA replication-dependent chromatin assembly
Cellular component (GO): chromatin; nucleus
Molecular function (GO): histone binding
Source: RefSeq, a predicted model, not a curated record
GAUGCGGGGAACUUUGGGUAGGACAGUCAAAGCGGCGGGAGAGUGACGCUUUUAUUAUCAAAUGUUAGGAAAGCUGCUUAUUCGGAACAUUACUUAAACACUUAGUGUGCAUUAGUCGUUUAAAAAAAAAAAGACUUCAGUUGGUAAAAUCACAAGUUCUUGGCAGAUAACAUUGUGGACACUGCCUGUGCUGCUGUGUUGUGAUUGUGUUGCUUUUAAAUCAAUCCCCAAGAAACUGGUUUAAACGUUUAUUUUGGUUAGCCUAAUUUUAGCACUCCGGCAACAAUGGCGAAGGUACAGGUGUUGAAUGUGGCUGUUCUGGAUAACCCGAGUCCAUUUGGAAACCCUUUUCAGUUUGAAAUAACGUUUGAAUGUAUGGAGGACCUCCCCGAAGACCUUGAAUGGAAGAUCAUCUAUGUUGGCUCAGCAGAAAGUGAAGAGUAUGACCAAAUCCUCGACUCUGUUCUGGUCGGGCCAGUACCUGCUGGGAGACACAUGUUUGUGUUUCAGGCUGAUGCCCCAGUCACAGGAUUGAUUCCUGAAAGUGAUGCUGUUGGUGUAACUGUAGUGCUGAUUACCUGCACAUAUCGUGGUCAGGAGUUCAUUCGCAUAGGUUACUAUGUGAACAAUGAAUACACAGACCCAGAACUUCGUGAAAAUCCUCCAAUCAAACCAGACUACACACAGCUCCAGAGAAAUAUUCUGGCAUCAAACCCACGUGUUACCAGAUUCCAUAUAAACUGGGAAGGCUGCACAGAGCGAAUGGAAGACACUGAAAACGUGGAUCCCACAUCGAACUCCAUGCUCCCUCCAUCCUGUCAUCCAGGCAAAGCCCCACCCUUGGGGAUACUACCAGAUAACUCCAUGGACUGCUUAUAGAAUUCACCCAAAAGACAAAAUGAAAGGUGAUGACUUGCAGCACAAGACUGUUUCUCUUUGAAGAUUGCCUGUGGACAUUCUAGUGUGGAUGUACAGACAUCUUAUGGCUGCCCUUAUUUCCCUGAAGCUUGUUGUCAAAAAUGAACUCUCACCUUGAGCUUCAGAUGAAUGUUUGUUCCAAGGAAGAUUAUGAACAUAUCAUUGGAUUUAUCAUCACUAAUAGCUGGGGAGUUCCUUUACCAUUAUACUGAACACAAUAUUGAAGUAGUUUAGCUCAUGGAAGGGAAAAUGGUAACUGCGAAACAAUGCAGCUGAACUGAAACAGCAGAAAGCUGUGGUGUUAUUCACCUUCUUUUUGUUGGUGCACAACUGAUUAUUUGUACCUGUCCAAAAGGAUUUCAGCACUGAAGCAAUAGGCAAAUAAAUUGCAAUAUGUUGCUGUACAGGAAUUUGAUAAUCUGACAUUAUAUUUGUGUUCAAAUUCCUUUUGCACUUAAAACCUGUUCCCACUUGGAUUAUGGAGUUUUGGAUUGGCUUUGUAUGAGCUUUAUCACUUUCUCCAUGUUUAUUUUUUUCUGUUUGCAAUUUUGUGUUACAAAUAAAAGGACAUUGUAUUUGUUAUCUGUG